Medioppia subpectinata is the source of this 2566-nucleotide messenger RNA. The record is from the annotation of a GenBank genome assembly. Lineage: Eukaryota; Metazoa; Arthropoda; Arachnida; Sarcoptiformes; Oppiidae.
UCGGGUUGUGGUUGUCGUGGAUGUGAUGUUUGAGUGGAAAGCAGUCAUAAGCAGUCAUACAACUCAUGUCACAACAAAUAACUUGAAAUAUGUCUGAAAUCAUGAGUGACCACAAAGUGAUGACCGAUUGGUCGCAAACACCGGCCCACAAGACAUCGCAGCCACAUAUGGUUGCGGUGGACUUCCCACCCCUGGCCACCGGUGCCACCGCUGCCCCCCUUUCGGCCACUACUGUAGUGCCACUCGUGAGCGCACAACAACUCCGCACUCACGAGGAAGAGAUCUAUGAAGACCUGUGUUAUGUGACAUUGAGGUUAGGGAGGGAUAGGGAACGGGUGUUGGGAUCCAUACCUCUGGAACCGAUCGAGAAGAGAGACUAUUGUGUGAAAGAGUUGGUCGAAACGGAGAAGAACUACUGCGAGGCACUCAAUAUGAUUGUCAAUCAAUUCAUACAACCGUUGAGUAAAGUGUUGAGGACUUCGGACCGCAACUCCAUUUUCAUGCAUAUCAAGCACUUGUAUGACAUUCACAGCCGUUUCUACACAGAUCUGUGCCACUCAUGUCAGGCCUCGACCGGUGCCCACACGCCAAGUGUUCAGAUGCAGUGCCAAACCAACUCCACACCCACCCUGUCGUCCACCCCCUGCACCCCCUCCACCACGACGUCGAGUGCAUGCAAUGCAACCAAUGGUCACAACAAUCAUGUGAACGGCGUUCACAACAAUAACUUUAAGAUCAGUUCAAGUUUUAUACAAUUCAAAGACAAGUUUGUGGUUUACGGGGAGUACUGUUCAAACCUUCCCAAAGCGCAGACACUUAUUGACACUCUUUGCCAAAAGGAUGAACUCAUCGCACAAUCUGUCCAUAAAUGUCAGCUGAAGGCAAAUGACGGCAAAUUCAAGUUAAGAGACUUGUUGUCGCUUCCAAUGCAACGAAUACUCAAAUAUCACUUAUUGUUAUCACAACUCAUUAAGACUACUGUCGACACUCACGAGGACUACUCUGGUCUGCAGAGAGCCCAUCAGGCGAUGGUAGACAUCGGCCAAUACAUCAAUGAAGUGAAGAGGGAUACCGAAACUCUGGGCAUCAUAACUGACAUCCAGGCGUCCAUUACAGACCUGGAUAUGCCUGAAAACACUGAACUCAAAGACUACGGACGACUACUAAAGGAUGGAGAGCUCAAGAUUAGGUCACACGAAGAGAAUCGCCUUAAGAAUAGAUAUAUAUUUGUUUUCGAUAAAGUGAUGCUAAUGUGUAAAUCAAUUCGUGGCGAACAGUACUCCUAUAAAGAGGCACUCAUUCUCGCCGACUAUCAGAUUGAAGAGCAGAGCAUAUCGAGUACAAUAUCCAAACUCACCAAACAAUGGACUAAUGGCUGGAAUUUAGUCCACAGACAGCACAAGAAGACGUAUGUAUUUUACGCCAAAACAGAUGACAUCAAAAACAAAUGGAUUGAAGCCAUCAAUAAAGCGCUCGACAAUGACUGUCCGCAGGCGUGUCGGGAGGGCUAUACUGACCAUACAUUUGCAAUGUUUACUUUCCCGACGAUUACCACUUGUGUCGGAUGUGACCAACUGUUGAAAGGAAUCUUCUUUCAGGGCUAUCAGUGCACUGUCUGUCAUAUUGGCGUUCAUAAGGACUGUAUACAAAGUGUCCCCUCGUGUGGCGCCCCUUCACUGCCUCCACGACCACCACUUCCGCCAUCGAGUCCUGGAUUAUCGUUGAACUCAUUCACAGAAGAGGACAGUGUUAGUAAUGGCGGGACGUGUGAUACAGGUGUUAGACAGUCGUACGAAAGUCCCACAUCUCUGGGUGUGUUUGACGGCAAUCAUCAACAAACUGAAGAGCAGGUCCUCAAUCUGGAGGACUACGACUGGUUUGCGGGACCGCUGGACAGAGAGAGCGCACAGUCGACGCUCCAACACAUGAACAACGGCUCGUUUCUCGUCCGCAUAUCACCCAAACAGAGGGGCAGUUAUGCCAUAAGUCUUAACUAUUCGGGACAAGUGAAGCACAUGAGAGUCCAACAGAGAGACGACAAUCAGUACUACUACUUAUCGGAAAGCCGUUAUUUCGCAACAAUCGCCGAUUUGGUCGUGUAUUACGAGAGCAACAGUUUGUGCGAGUCUUUCAAUUUAGUGGACACUAAUCUCAUGACGCCAUACAAGAAGGCGUUGAACGCUUCUGCGGUGGCCUAUGCCAUAGCUCUCUACAGCUUCACCGGCAGUUCAGCCAAUCUGCUAGACCUGAGAAAAGGCGAUAGAGUGGCCGUUCUGUCCAAAGCGGGCGAGAGUAAGGGCUGGUGGAAGGGACAGAUCGCCGACCGCAUCGGUUACUUCCCUCUCGCAUACGUCACGCAAACGCAACACAUGUCGUGAUAUGUGAGGCCAUAAACUGAGGAAAUGAAUCCACAAAUAGACCUCAAUUCAUGUUCAAUAACACAACGAAUGUCGUAUAGAUUUACUGAAAACAUUUCUGUUAAACACUUUCAUCAUAUAAAGUGUUGUUUAAGUUUAUAUUUUACUUAUUUUAGAAUUUAAUUUUUCACCAUUUAUUAAAUUUUGAC